UUUUCUUCGGAGGCCGGAGGCCUUUGGAUUUUGGGCUUCGCCCCCCGAAGUUUGGGCUUCGGGGCUCGCCUGCGCGAUGCGGUUCUUCAGAGCUUCCAAGAGCUCCGCACAGGAGGAUAGCACUGCAAAGGCAGAUGCCAGUGAGAAGAGCACCACCGACAAAGGUCUGUGCACGGUCCAAGAAGACAGCGAGUCGCUGUUUACCCGCGCGAAGGCGCCAGGCUCGCCAGCGUAUGUCACCAACACCGAGUUUGUGAUGGAGCAGAAGGCGGAUAGCUUCACCUUGCCUCACAAGGACUGGCGUGCGAUCAGCACUCCAACGAACUCUUUUGGGUCCGACUACGAUGCCCGGGAGCGUGACGAGGGUCCGCCUCCCACCGGCAGCUUCGGGGGCAUGUCCAGCUACAGCCACCACCAGCAGGGCGUGACUUCUUGGGGCUCAACGACUACUCACUUUGAGUGGCAGGAGUGGCCCUACGGGGCCCCCGGAAACCCCAUGCCCUUCGUGCCGCCUGGGACUGAAGAGCCCAGCCCGACAGGCGUUGAUGCCCAUAUGGGGGGCGGCUGCAAGGACACCACCUCCUUCGGCUCGGUAAAGACAGAGGACAAUUGGCCAGCCUACCAGGACAAGAACGAGCCGAAUGGUGCGGGGCCCUAUCAGCCCAUGAUGCCCUUUGCCGCACCGCCCAUGCCUCCGGCAGGCUCCAGCAGUCAGAUCCUGGCGCAGUACGCCGCCAACCUGCAGGCCAUGGCGCAGCAGUACUCCCAGAUGGCCAGCGUGGCUGCCACGCAAGAGAUGGCGCGCGGCUCCGAGCUGGGCAAUAUGCCCAAUAUGUCGAUGCCUGCCUUGGGCAUGCCGAUCAAUCCCUGGCUACUGCCAGAUCCUUUGUCGAUGCCCGGGACCGGCGACUUCCGCAGGACAGAAGCUGAGGCGAAGACGAAUGAAAAGACCGAGCUCGCUCCAGUGAAGAAUGAAUCGGAGUGGGUGACGGUCAUGAUCCGCAACCUGCCCAACGACUAUGGCAGAGAUGAUGUGGUGGAGUUCUUGAACCUCCAGGGCUUCAAGGCUCGCUUCGACUUCGUCUACCUGCCCAUCGACUUCAAGAACUCCACCGGCCUCGGCUACGCCUUCGUGAACAUGGUGGGCCACGAGGAUGCCCUGGAGGUCUUCAGAAGAUUGGAAGGCUUCAAGGAUUGGAAGGUCAGCAGCCAGAAGGUGUGCGAAGUGGCCUGGGGCAAUCCUGAGCAGCAGGGCCUGGAUUUCCACAUCAGCCGGUAUAGGAACAGCCCGGUCAUGCACAACUCUGUGCCCGAGGAAUUCAAGCCCUUGAUCUUCCAGAACGGCGAGAAGGUCCCCUUCCCAGAGCCCACGAAGGCUCCGCGGCGGCCGCGCAUGAAAAAGCACGCGCGCAUCGGGUGUCGAUCCCCCGACGCCUCGGAGGAAGAGGAGCAAGGCACUCAGUGAGCUUCUUGGGCUGAGACCGAAUUCGGUGCCGACGGCUCACCUCAUCUAAUUGGACGAGGUGCUGUGUGACUCGGAUUCGCAGCGAUUCGCUGCCCGUUCCCGGUUUGUUUCUUCUUUGAG
Effrenium voratum is the source of this 1585-nucleotide messenger RNA. The record is from the annotation of a GenBank genome assembly. NCBI's taxonomy places the organism in Eukaryota, Dinophyceae, Suessiales, Symbiodiniaceae.